AUGGCCGAAGCAACACUUCACAACGCCCCCAUCGUCAUCGACAAUGGCAGUGGCACCAUCCGCGCCGGCUUCGCAGGCGAAGAAGUCCCCUCCUGCUACUUCCCAUCCUUUGUCGGUCGCCCAAAACACCCCCGGGUCAUGGCUGGCGGUCUGGAAGGCGACGUGUUUAUCGGAGACCGCGCGCAAGAACUGCGCGGCCUGCUGAAGAUCAGGUACCCCCUCGAGCACGGCAUUGUCACGGACUGGGAUGACAUGGAGAAAAUCUGGCACUACGUCUACGAGAACGAACUCAAAACCCUCCCCGAAGAACACCCCGUGCUGCUCACAGAGCCGCCGCUGAACCCGCGCAAGAACCGUGACGCUGCGGCACAGAUUAUGUUCGAGACGUUUAAUGUGCCUGCGCUGUACACUUCUAUUCAGGCGGUGUUGUCGCUGUACGCGUCUGGACGGACGACCGGUGUGGUACUGGAUUCGGGAGAUGGGGUGUCUCAUGCGGUGCCGGUGUUUGAGGGAUUCGCAAUACCAAAUAGUAUACGGCGGAUUGAUGUUGCUGGGCGGGACGUUACGGAGCAGUUGCAGUUGCUGUUGAGGAAAAAUGGACACGUCCUGCAUACCAGUGCCGAGAAGGAGGUGGUGCGGAUGAUCAAGGAGAAGGUGUGCUAUGUUUCGUUGGAUCCGAAGCGCGAGGAGAAGGACUGGAUGAACAGUUAUCACAAGUCGGAGGCGAAAUCGGUGGAUUAUGCUUUGCCUGAUGGUUACAAGAUAAAGGUCGGACAAGAACGCUACCGCGCCCCCGAAAUCCUCUUCGACCCCGAACUCAUCGGCCUCGAAUACCCCGGUGUCCACCAGAUUGUCCAAGAUGCCAUUACCCGGACAGACCUCGACCUGCGGAAAUCGCUAUAUCUCAACAUCGUUCUCUCUGGCGGUUCAACACUCUGCAAGAAUUUCCCUGACCGAUUGAUGCGCGAGAUCAAGAGACUGGCCGUGGAGGACAUGAAGAUUCGGAUUUCUGCGCCUGCAGAACGGAAGUACACUACAUGGAUCGGUGGCGGUAUUCUUGCCGGAUUGAGUACUUUCAGAAAGAUGUGGGUUAGCGCAGACGAAUGGCACGAAGACCCCGAGAUUAUCCACCGGAAAUUCGUCUAA
Aspergillus ruber CBS 135680 is the source of this 1146-nucleotide messenger RNA. RefSeq names its product actin-related protein ArpA. Bases 1 to 1146 code for a protein of 381 amino acids. The record is from RefSeq and is a predicted model, not a curated record. Lineage: Eukaryota; Fungi; Ascomycota; Eurotiomycetes; Eurotiales; Aspergillaceae. The transcript is spliced from 3 exons.